This is a messenger RNA of Aegilops tauschii subsp. strangulata, 3873 nucleotides long. The record is from RefSeq and is a predicted model, not a curated record. NCBI's taxonomy places the organism in Eukaryota, Viridiplantae, Streptophyta, Magnoliopsida, Poales, Poaceae.
CAUUGCAUACUGUCAUCUGUUUGAAAUUUUCUAGAAUGGAGCAACAAUCUCUCCACCAAAAUGAUCCUACCUUUGUUGGAUAACUAGGAAGAUCAUCAUUAGCAUAAUAGGUGUUCCAUAUUAGGUUUACCCAUGGAGUAUCAGCUCUGUUAAAAAACUUGAAUAAAUUUUUUGUAAGCAGAGCUUUGUUUUGAACUCUGAGGUCCAAUACACCUAAACCACCAGCUUUUUUGGCAGACAGACAUUUUCCCAUUUAACAAGACAUUUCCCACUUUUUUUUAUGCCUUUACCAUACCAUAGGAAAUUUCUUCCUAACUUUUCAAAGUGAUCAAAGAUGGUGAAAGGCACUCUGAUACAGCACAUGGCAAAAAUAGGAAGAGCAGAUAUAAUAACCUUCAGAUGGAUAAGUUAUCCGGCAUAUGUCAUCAUGGAGGCAAUACCAGAUAGCCUAGAGUCCAGUCUUGAGACCAUGGGCAUAAGAUCUUCAACCUUUGGCCUAGUAGAACCCAUUGGCAAACCCAGAUAAGUAAAUGGCAUAGCUUCUUUUUUGCAUUUCAGAAUGUUGGCCAGUUCUUGUGCCCUGUCAUCAGAUAUAUUUAUGGGCACCAAACCUCAAAGUAAUUAAUACUUCGGUAUUUCUAAAAACCAAAGUAUUCUUCGAAAACUUAACAAAAUACAGAACUCCCAAACAGGGCCUAAAUCAUAUAAUUUCCUGUUUUUUAAGGAUCAACAUUGCAUGCUAGGAGAUUCACACCGGAGGAAAGGCGAGGGAGGUAGAAGCGGACCAUGCACGACCGUAGAGUAUCUGGUAUCACAGAAACUCUCAAAUGUAUUUUAUAAUAUCCGUUGCAACACACGUAAUUUUUUGCAUGUACAAUUCUCAAGAACAGCAGAUGUGUUUUGCACAUAAUUGAAUACGUAACAACUUUUCUCCCGUUGCAACGAACGGGAAUUUGUGCUAGCAUAAAAAACAGAGAAUCAUUUUUUUAGACAAAAAAAAGGAAAAACAAGAGAAGCAGGAAUUGCUUCAAGGACGCAGCCAGGCCCAUAGACAGCCCAGGUCGAUCGAGUCGGUGAGGAGAAACGCCCCCUCCGCGCCUAGUCGCUCCUCUCUUCUCCCUCGAGGCCUCAAUCCCCAAACCCUUCUUCCAAAAAGAAAAAAGAAUCCCCAAACCCUCGUCUGGCUUCUCCGGUGCAGAGGCCGAAGGUCGGCAGGCGGCGCACGGGGGAGAAUCCGGAGAAGGAGAGAGGAGCGGGAGGCGGUGGCGCACAAGGCGAGAAGACGCCCAACGCCGGCGGGCAGCGCACGAGGGGGAAUCCGGAGAAGGAGAGGGAAGCGGGAGGCGGUGGCGCACAAGGUGAGAAGAUGCCCAAGGCCUGCAGGCGGCGCACGAGGGGGGAUCCGGAUCUGGAGACGGAGAGGGAAGCCAAGAAGAGAAGCCUGGCAGCAGAGGAGGCCUCUCCUUCAGCGAUGUUUGCGGCCUUUGAGCGUGGCGAUGCCCCUCAAUCCGAAGCAAAAUCAGAGCGUGUCUAUGAUGUGGUCGAGUCCGUGACGGAGGAAUCCUCCGGUUCCCCUAUUCCUCUGCUCCACGAAACCUACAUCCCCGACGAGCUAGCUUCCCAUCCGGGCAUACAUCACGCCUUUGAGCUUGCCGAAGCCAAAUACAACGCAGAAAAAGAUCAUCGGUAUGCUUUGUUCACCAUGGCUCGCGGCCCUCCGCACUCGUGUCUGUUUAAUGAGCGGAGGCUUCUUCCAAUCUGUGAAACCGCAAAAGACGCGGUGCUUCUUGUAUCCGGAUCCGUCAUUAGGCUCUCCUCCUCUCUCGGCCGCGUGCCACUGAAUAAGUGCUGUGGGUUGUGGUUCCAACAGGAUGAAGAGAAGAAAACCGCCAUUGUUUUGACAUCUGCGCAUCUGGUUCGCAAACAGGAUCCCUCCGUGAUGAACCAGUGGACAGGAAAAUAUCACCGUGAUGCUCGGGUCAUUGUUCACUUGCUUGAUGGUACAACUGCAAGAGGCAGUCUCCUGUACCUCCAGGAGCAUUAUGAAAUUGCUCUUUAUGAGGUUACAAUGCACAAACCUGUUGAGUUGCCCACUUUUAAUGACACGGUGCAUUCGGGUCAAGAUGUUUUCAGACUUGGAAGAGAUGAUGAAAGUUUGGAUUUGAAGAUAACUCAUGGUAGGGUGGAAUACAAAAUCCCAGUCCGACAUGAGAGAUGUCACUACCUGUAUUUUUCCUCUGAUGAAUCUCGUCACCGUUUGUUGCAUGACGACGGAGGGCCUAUCGUUGAUCUAGAAGGGAAGGUUGUGGGACUGGUUAACAAUCAUAUAAAUGAGACUUUUGUGCCUUCAUGCAUAUUACACAAGUGUUUGGAUUUCUGGAGGAGUUUCAAGUGCAUGCCUCGGCUGCAUCUUGGAAUGACCUUUACUUCCAUCAACCUUUUAGACCCUGUAUGUAUCGAGAGGAUGAAGCGUAAGCAUAACAUUGAGUCCGGUCUCAUUGUUCAACAGGUGUCAAAAGGAUCAUAUGCCGAGAAACUGGGAAUCCGCAAAGGUGACGUUAUUGAAGGUUUUAAUGGAAAAUACGUUUCUACGACGAUUGAGUUGGAGAGCAUGUUGGUAGACAUCUGCUGGGAUCAUUUUGAUCAGAGAAAUAAAUUAUAUGCAGAAAAAGAUGUUUCAGUUCUUAUAUAUAAUGCUGCCAAACUUUGCCGAAGAACUAGAAAUUUGACUGUAGUUGUAUCAGAUUUUGGAGAGGAUAUUAUAGAAGGCACUUAUGCUAUCACGAUUGAAUAAUAAAGAGGUCAUGUGAGUCUUUUGUGUUUCUUGAGCUUCGAGAAAGGCUAAAGGUACAUCAUGUGAUCCUUCAGACUUUCAGAUUGGAUCAAGAAAGUUUGUGGGCUGUGAGGUCCUCCUUCCUUAUCAAGAUGUCAGGUCAGGCUGGGCAUUCGGUUAAACCGAACCGACCAGUUCGGUUCUUCGGGUUUUGAACAAAUUUGGCUUUCAGAAAAUGAUAACCGGUUGGUCAUUUGUAGAACUGCUAAGCGAGGAUUCAGUGGACCGAGAGUUUGGUUCAAUCCUCGGUUUAAGACAAAACAUGAAUAUAUGCUUGUGGUUCCUACUCUUAUGCCAAGACAAGUAGCUGGAUAACACAAGUAACUAGAAUCAAAUAACGGAAACAGUGUGCUAUUAUUAUUAUUGUUAUUAUUAUUAUUAUUUUCAUUCAAGAUCAUGUGGAUAAGAGUGAGUACUUACCAAGGUUUUUUCUUUUUGAUUUCGGUUAUUUUCCAGGAGGGAACGAGAAAAACGGUGUCGAGAAAAUCUCAGAAUUUCCGGAAUAUUUUCACCCAAAAUUAUCAAAUUAAUUUUGAAUUCAAAAACUUUUAGCUUCAAAAUAUAUUGGAUUUUGCCAGGGAGCAAGAACUUUUAUCUUAAGUGAUCAGCGCACCUUUCUUUUUUCCAAACCUCACGGGGUCGCACCAUCAGUACCGCACCACGGCCAGAAUUCCAGUUUCUAAACAACUCAUGAAUCUGGGGCGUUUCAAACUUAAGACUCUGCGUAUCCCCUUCAAGCUUGAAGAGGUGGAGCGGCUCCGUCUCAAGCAAAUCAUGAUGAGCCCGAGCAUCCCCCCUUCUGGUUCCUGAAGUUGUCAUCGUACAUGUGUCUAGGGCACUGAUAUGUCUCGCCUACAGCGACAGGAGAGGAAGUCUCGCUGAAGGCGAGCUCCAUAUUAGUCCGGCCCAUCGCGCCGCUUACCACAGACCACAUGCCAUAUUCUCGUUCUUCUUUACGUUUUUUGUUUUUAUUUUCUGUUUCCUUUUACUUUAUUUAUACUUCGAGGUACUUUAUAUUUCAAAAAUACUUUACAUGAAAC